Molecule: messenger RNA, 108 nt
Organism: Anisakis simplex (herring worm)
Lineage: Eukaryota; Metazoa; Nematoda; Chromadorea; Rhabditida; Anisakidae
Source: the annotation of a GenBank genome assembly
AUGGUGAGGUCGUCAAGAGCAGGUGUCGACUGGAAAUUAUUCAGGAAUAUCGCAUUAUCUUGGGCUGUUACAUUACCUAUAUCGGGUAAGUUUCAGAGCACUGUUUGA